UGUCACUGCUAGGCGGCAGUAGCUGAAAAGGUGAGGUGAUGUCUUCUUGACGUCAUAUCCUGUCUGUUUCUGAAACAAUCAUGGCGGCGGCGGCAGCAGAGAAAUCAACAAAAGAGCGGCUACUUUCUGUGCUGGAUGACUUGGAGGUGUUAUCCCGGGAGCUGAUCGAGAUGUUGGCUCUGUCCAGAAACCAGAAGGUUCCUCAGCCAGGAGAGGACACGCAGAUCCUGGAGCUUCUUGUGCAGAGGGACAAAGAAUUCCAGGAGCUGAUGGAGGUGGCCCAGCAGCAGGGCAAGAUUCACCAGGAGAUGCAGCUGUUGGAGAAGGAGGUGGAGCAGAGAGACAAGGACAUCCAGAAGCUGCAGAAACAGCUGAAGGAGGCAGAGCACAUCCUGGCCACUGCAGUUUACCAGGCCAAGGAGAAACUUGCUUCCAUUGAAAAGGCUAAGAAAGGAAGUGUCUCAUCAGAGGAAAUCAUCAAGUACGCUCACAGAAUCAGCGCCAGUAACGCUGUGUGCGCUCCACUGAACUGGGUUCCAGGAGAUCCACGCCGACCUUAUCCAACCGACCUGGAAAUGCGCAGCGGGAUCCUCGGACACAUGGCAAACCUGCCCAGCAACGGUGUGAACGGACACCUGCCGGGAGACGCUCUGGCUGCUGGACGGUUACCAGACAUCUUGACCCCUCACUACCCCUGGCAGUCCUCGGACGUCUCCGCCGGGAUGCUUCCUCCUCACCACGGCAACGAUUUCAACCUGGAGCCCCCAGGCCACAACAAGGAGAACGAGGACGAUGUGGAGGCCAUGUCAACCGAUUCCUCCAGCAGCAGCAGCGAUUCAGACUGAAAGAUCGCAGUGAACACGUGUUUAAGAACACAAACGACGUAGACCUGUCAGGCUUCUAAAGGCUUUUAGUGUUUGAACUGAUGUUUCCUCUUUUUUGUCAGAUCUAAAAGACGCCAUCAGUUUGAUUGUUUCAUGCCUUUUUAGCUUUUUUGUUUAUGUCAAGCAUCUGUUGCUUUGUUUUGCAUGAAUUACAAACUGUGCAAUUGGAAAAAAACAAAAAUUCUUGGUUUGCUCUUUUGUGGCAGAAACAAAUGCUGCCUUGAUGCAUAAAGUAAAACUAUCAGCUAUUGUGUAAAUAUUUUUUGUAUAUACUUAACAUUGUAAAUAAAUACUUUUGGUUAAAA
This is a messenger RNA of Oryzias melastigma (Indian medaka), 1189 nucleotides long. RefSeq names its product mediator complex subunit 4 (gene med4). The coding region runs from base 81 to 845 and encodes 254 amino acids. Gene Ontology annotation, biological process: regulation of transcription by RNA polymerase II. Gene Ontology annotation, cellular component: mediator complex; core mediator complex. The record is from RefSeq and is a predicted model, not a curated record. The transcript has 7 exons. NCBI's taxonomy places the organism in Eukaryota, Metazoa, Chordata, Actinopteri, Beloniformes, Adrianichthyidae. Gene Ontology annotation, molecular function: transcription coregulator activity.